Molecule: messenger RNA, 3387 nt
Organism: Malaya genurostris
Lineage: Eukaryota; Metazoa; Arthropoda; Insecta; Diptera; Culicidae
Product: somatostatin receptor type 2-like
Exons: 1
Coding region: 741-2333 (530 amino acids)
Biological process (GO): G protein-coupled receptor signaling pathway
Cellular component (GO): membrane; neuron projection
Molecular function (GO): somatostatin receptor activity; peptide binding
Source: RefSeq, a predicted model, not a curated record
UCGGACGAUUUUCUUGCAAUAUGGUAGAAGAAAAUCCUUAUAUAUAUUGUUCAAGCACAACAAGACUUACUAAUGAGUGAGAGGUGAAUUUGAUGUUCAAACAUUGCCGUUUAUUUGUUGUAUUCGUCGGAAGAAAGAAAAAAGAGCUCACUUUUCUUGUCGAUAUUUGUUGUUUGAGAAACAAAGCGAUGACUGGAUAUUAAUGAUAUGAUAUUUGUACAUGAAAUGAGAACACAUUGAAGGUGAAAUAUUAUUAAUGUACACAAGGUGUAAAAUAUGUGGGAAGAAUUUUGCGUCUUCUUUGUUUUCUGAUUGGUCGACCAGGUGUUGAAUAAUGAAAAUAAUAAACAUGAUCUGAUUUGAUGGCGUGUCGACAGAAGCCGCUAGCUGGCUAGAUUUGGAACAGAGAAGGGAGCCCGGCAUUGGAAAGAUAUUUAUUUGUGUUCAACGUGCGCGUUUUGGUCUGAUGGGAAGCGAUAUGAAAAAUUGCGCGAAAGACGUAUUAAUGAGAUUUCACGUACAUGCGUUGGUUGAUCUCGUCCAUGAUCCGUUAUAAAUGAACGUCGCUAAAAAUAAGCCAUACCAUGUGUAGAUCCAGUUCAAGUUGUGUUGAUUUGAGGCUUCUGGAGAAAGCUUGUUCCACAACAAUAUGACCAGUAAUAAAUCAUGAAGUGCUUGUUGAUGAAAAAUAGAUACAGUUAAAAAAACCUGCAGUUCUAGUGAACAAGUGAAUAGACAAAAUGGAGUGGAAUAAUAACGGCAGUGCAGGGGUUGAGUCUUAUCCCAUGGAAGAAAGUAGUAGUACAACUGAAGCAGCGUUGACAAGAUUGGAAGUGGUGGCGCCAGCAUUAUCACCACCUGCUACUGGGUUCGCAUUUCCUUCCGAUCUGCUCACGUUGAUUCGCCAGACGGCAACAGUAUCAGCAUCCAGUAAUCUUUCGUAUCUGCUGAGUAACUUUACGAAGGCACUAACAUCGACGAAUACGGAAUUCAAUAUAUCACGAAGAUUUCCACCUUACCCGUUCUUUCCGUUCUACAACGAUUCAGCAUUCGAUUCCUGCCCGUCGAUUCAAAUGCCAAUAGGGAAUUUAAUCUCUAUGAUUUUGUAUGCCAUCGUUGCAAUCAUCGGGUUGUUCGGAAACACGUUGGUAAUCUAUGUGGUGCUUCGUUUUUCAAAGAUGCAAACUGUUACCAAUAUGUAUAUCUUGAACCUCGCCAUAGCGGAUCAGUGCUUUCUAAUUGGAAUUCCAUUCCUCAUCACCACGAUGCAUCUGGGAGAGUGGACAUUUGGAAAUGGCAUGUGCAAAGCAUAUAUGGUGUCCACCUCAUUGACGCAAUUUACAUCGUCAAUAUUUCUUUUCAUAAUGUCCGCAGAUCGCUACAUUGCGGUAUGCCACCCAAUAUCUUCACCCCGAUUUCGGACACCUUUGGUAUCGAAGAUAGUGUCAUUUUUUGCCUGGACAACAUCGGCACUCAUAAUGCUACCGGUGAUGCUGUAUGCAAACACAAUUCAACGCGACAAAGGAAAACUUUCGUGCAACAUUGUGUGGCCAUCGGAAAACGCUGGUAACUCCGGAACAACUUUUACACUUUACUCUCUCAUACUGGGAUUCGCUGUACCACUCUCAUUGAUUCUCAUGUUUUACUACUUGGUUAUACGUAAACUUCGUACGGUGGGACCAAAAAACAAGUCAAAAGAGAAGAAACGUUCCCACCGCAAAGUCACCAAGCUUGUGCUCACUGUCAUCACUGUGUACGUGCUUUGUUGGCUACCGUACUGGAUCUCGCAAGUGGCUCUAAUUCAUUCUCCGCCUGAUAUUUGUAAGUCGCGUCUAGAAAUCACAGUGUUUGUCUUGGUCAGUUGUCUCGGCUACUCCAAUUCAGCGAUGAAUCCAAUUUUGUAUGCUUUCUUAUCGGACAACUUCAAGAAAAGUUUUCUGAAAGCAUGCACAUGCACAAAGGGUAAAGAUAUAAACGCACAGUUACAGAUUGAAAAUAGUUUUUUUCCCCGUUUCGGGCGGAAUCGUGGUUCGGAAAGGGGUAACUCAACGAAAAUUUUACAUGCAGGAAGGCAAAAGGUGGGAGAUCAAAAUCAUCCGAAUGACACUGUAAACAACUACACUAGCGCAAACGGAAACAACACCGGCAGCGGCAGUGGUAGUAAUGGUGGCACAGUUCCGGGUGGUCUAACCAGCAAUGGAAACAACGGAAAUAUGACGACAAUGACGACCACGACCACGGGUGGUGGAACAUCGACAUCGAACGUGGUGCCGAUCGUCAGCAAAGUCUUUGACGCCAGCACCAGACCACCCGUUCUGCACACAGAUUUAUAAAUCUUCGGAAUGCGUUGCUGCUGCUGUGAGCUGAAGGAAACACAUGGAGACGACCGGUAAUUGGUGGCCCGGAUUGAUACGUGCAUUCAUAGGGUUACUUUACUCGGCAAAAACAUUACCAUGGAGCUGAAGGUGGUUAGUAGUCGGUAUAAGACCUAAAUAGAAGAAUAAACUUUUUACCGAGUUGUAGAACAUGGGUGUUCGGAAAAAUAAUUGCUUUCUCUUGGAUCAGGAAUUAUUAUGACGAAGUGCGUUGGUGUAAUGCUUGAACAAAACAAUUUCAACUCAUUUCUCCUAUCAACAGUCCAGAAAUUAUCUGUGGCAAAGCGAUGAAUGAUACACCGUUGAACAAUCGAAACAGAAUACUAUGAAAACAUUGUUGUUUAAUGGUCGUACUGCGCAUUUCUAUAAAAAAACUCAUGAAGAUAUGCGAAGGGGAUAGGUUUAGCUAUCAUCCGGUUCAAUUAGGAUAAUGGAAUCAGCAGUCCGACAGUAAGAAACAUUGAAAACAUUACGAACUAUGAUGUUUCCCAAAGGCACAUAAAUUCACUAUUAAGACGAUUUGAUUAUUGAAAAUCAUUUAAUAAAGCUACCAUAAUUCAAAAUAACUUUUUUUCUGGAAAUGUUGGUUUCAAUGCUAGAUUGUUUCCAUUAGAAGAAUUUUCCACCUUCAGUAGCAGUGGUCUACUAGUAUUCCUACCGUUGUGUGAUCAGUUGUUUUUGACAUUCUCCAAGCUAAUUCCAAGCUAAACAAAUUGAACUCUAGAAAUACUCAAUUGAACAUUGGCUAAUUCUUGAGUCUGAGUUGAAGAAAGUUCGACGUUAGUAUUGAAAAAAAAUGAAAUGUAUCAAAUCAAUCUGAGGUAGGUGAGGGAUUUUUUUGAAACAGUAAUUACUUGUUACGAAGGAUAGCCGUACCUAUAAUAAUCCCAGUUCCUUUUGUUAGAGUUAAAAAUGGCAUAUCUGUACAACUCAUAGGCUCAAAUAAUAAGAUGUAAAUGGACUUUCAUUCGUUUGUCAUUUUUGGACUUUAGUAACAGAAGUAUUGUACAUU